AUGAACGUCCCACAAUUCCAGUAUUUACAGCAGAUGGGACAAGGGCAAGGACAAGCAAAUAACGCCCAGUCCCCUCAGGUCUCUCAGAUUCAAAUGCAACAACAGUUACAACAACGUCAACAGAUUUUAAACCAUUUACAACAACAGCAACAGCAACAGCCAACUAACGGUACUAAUCCAUUAUUGGCAGUUAUCAAUGGUGGGAAUUCUAAUUCAUCAUCAAAUUCCAAUCAAGGAAUAAACAUGCAACAGUUACAACAAUUACAACAAUUACAAGGACAGGGCCAGGGUCAGUUUCAAGGCCAGGGUCAACAGUUCCAAGGACAACAGUUUCAAGGUCAAGGUCAAGGCCAAUUCCAAGGUCAAUUCCAAGGACAACCAGGACAAGGACAAGGACAACCACAAAGUCAAUUUCAAGGAAAUCAAUUCCAACAACCAGGUCAACCGGGUCAACCAGGUCAAGGGCAACCAGGUCAAGGUCAACCAGGUCAAGGACAACCUGGACAAGGACAGCCAGGACAGCCAGGACAGGUACAACCAGGACAGGUACAACCAGGACAAGGACAACCAGGACAACCUCAAAGUCAAUUUCAAAAUCAAAACUUCCAAAUACAUCCAAUGCAACAACUUCCUAUGCAUGUCCCCCCACCUCAGGUGCCAAUAGUCCGUGAAGUAUGGAACCACAAUUUAGAACACGAAUUCACUUUAUUAAGAAAUUUUACUAAUGAUAAAACCACCAAAGUUUACGUCUCUACACAUCAAGAAAUCCCCGGGAUCGUUGCCAGACCCGUUGGAACAUUUAAAUCAUCAUCAGAUUAUCAUUUCCAAACAUUAAGAUCCAAUGCAGACCUUUUAAAUUUAAUCCAAUUAUCAUUAUGUGUAAUUAAAAUCAACAAUAAUAAUGAAAUCAGUAAUUCAAUAAUCUGGCAAUUCAAUUUCCAUUUUGAUAUUCACAAUGAAAUGUAUAAUGAAGAACAUUUAUCAUUAUUAUCCCAAAGUUCUCAAAUCAACUUCAAUAGUAGUUUAACUGAUGGGAUUCAACAUUUCCAAUUUUCCGAAUUAAUCAUUGAAAGUGGACUUUUAUUAGAUGAAACCAUCAAUUGGAUUAGUUAUCAUGGAGGUUAUGAUUCAGGAUUCUUCUUAUCAUUAUUAAUGAAUGAUAAUUUACCUUAUAGUGAAGAAGAAUUCCAAUGGUAUAUUAAGAAAUAUUUCCCCAACUUCUUGGAUUUAAAGUUCAUUGGCAAUACAUUAUUAAAUAAAUCUAAUGAAGAAAAACCUGCAAAUAAACCAUCAAUUGAAUAUUUGGCUGAAGAAUUACAUUUAUUACCAAUAUCUCCAAUGAUUCGUCAAUUUUUCACCAGUAAUUCCAAUAAUCAAUUAAACAGUCAACAAAUGACUUCAACUUUACAUGCUUAUUUGAUAAUGGAAUGUUUCAAAGAGUUAUAUAGACAAUCAGGUUACGAUAAUAAGUUAUUUGAUAAUUUCAAAGGGUUAAUUUGGGGAUUAUCAGGGAAUGCCCCUUCAACCCCUCCUACUAAAGCUGUUCAACUUAGACCUAUGUAA
Yamadazyma jaroonii is the source of this 1563-nucleotide messenger RNA. NCBI's taxonomy places the organism in Eukaryota, Fungi, Ascomycota, Pichiomycetes, Serinales, Debaryomycetaceae. The record is from the annotation of a GenBank genome assembly.